Molecule: messenger RNA, 9054 nt
Organism: Petromyzon marinus (sea lamprey)
Lineage: Eukaryota; Metazoa; Chordata; Hyperoartia; Petromyzontiformes; Petromyzontidae
Product: serine/threonine-protein kinase D3-like
Biological process (GO): intracellular signal transduction; phospholipase C-activating G protein-coupled receptor signaling pathway; protein phosphorylation
Cellular component (GO): cytosol
Molecular function (GO): protein serine/threonine kinase activity; ATP binding
Source: RefSeq, a predicted model, not a curated record
CGCUCGCUCCCUCUUCAUCUAUCGGCUGGCGGACCACCGCUCAUUGCCCAUCACCACCAACCCCCCCCCCCGCCGUGGGGGUUGUCGCUGCUGCCCCUGCUGCUGUUUGCAGUAGCGCGCGAGUUGAAGCGCGAAUCGCCGGCGUGAGAGAGAGACCGAGACGGGAGAGGAGAGACGAGAGGAGAGAGAGGAUAGACGGGAGAGGAGAGGAGAGAGAGGGGAGAGGGCGACUGGGAGCUGUCGCUGCUGGCAGCGCGCGGGCUGGACCCGGGCCGGACCCGCGCUUUGCCUUCCCCACCACCACCACAACCACCACCACCACAACCACCACCACCACAACCACCACCACCACAACCAUCACCACCACCACCACAUGGCCGCGAUGUUUCCCCCCUAUGGCUGCGACUGCUGCGUCUAUUUCUUCAUCCGUGUGGGCGGCACGGGGCUGUGAAGACAAGGGGGGCGGUGGGCCUGCCUGCCUGCCUGCCGUCUCGCUCUACGGUGGUAUUUGCCGAGUUGACGUUCGUGGUUUUUAGUGAAUAUCGUGCAGUAGUAAUCGUGGUAACAGCGCUGGCAACAAUAACAGUCGCAACAGCAAGCUGCGCUGUAGUUGAACUUUAACGAGCGGCGACAAGAAGUACAGUGGUAACAUCGACAACAGGAACUUCGACAGUAACAGCGGUGGCGGCGAGAUUUGCAGCAGUAACAGGAAUAGCAACAACAGCGGCGAAAAAACAGAAUCAAAUGUAGCAGCAGUGACGGCACUGGGCCGCGUAUAAACAUUAACGGGUAGCAGCGUCAACUUCGCCAUCAAACGCAAAGCAGCAGCGAACAUCAAAAACGCCAUCGAUAUUAACAACAAUAACAAAAAGGGAGGUUUGGGCAAGAGGACAUCAGGACGAAGGUGAGGAAGGGUACCGUUAACCACACACACACUCCAGUGACAUCUCAAAGCCAACAAACAUCAUCGGCAACACUCAAAACGCGACAAACUCCCUCUACCGUCCAACGUGGACCUUCCUUCCGGCCAGCCACCAUGGCAAUGUCCACCGCCAACACCACCACCAGCAGCAACAACAGCAGCAGCAGCAACGUUUCGGGCCCUCUCUCCAGCGGAAGGGCCACCAACGGAGGACCUGGGUUGACGAUGGCCCCGUGCAACCGGUACCCGUCGACCAUCACCACCAUCACCACCACCAUCAACAACAGCGCCAGUAGUAGCAGCAGCAGCAGUGCCCUGCCAGCCACGAUGACUGCUGUGUCGGGCAGGGAGGCAGCCACGGGGGUCUCCUUCCAGCUGCAGAUCGGCCUGGCCCGAGAGACGGUCACCGUGGACUCUGCAGAGCCACCGGGGUCAUCGGCCGUGCGGAAUCUCGCCUGCGCCGUCGUCGAUCAAAAGUUCCCAGAGUGCGGCUUCUUCGGGAUGUACGACAAGAUCCUUCUCUUCCGACACAACCUGCAGUCGGACAACAUCCUGCAGCUGCUCACGCCGAGCGACAGCGUGCAGGAGGGCGACCUUAUAGAGGUGGUCUUAUCAGCCUCGGCGACGCUUGAAGACAUCCAGAUCCGGCCGCAUGCACUCUUCGUGCACUCGUACAAGUCGCCCACGUUCUGCGACUACUGCGGCGAGAUGCUGUGGGGCCUCGUGCGGCAGGGCCUCAAGUGCGAAGGCUGUGGUCUCAACUACCACAAACGCUGCGCCUUCAAGAUCCCAAACAACUGCAGCGGCGUUCGCAAGCGACACCCAUCCAACAUCUCGCCGAGCCGAGAGGACAUCUGCCCGAGGGCUCCGACGGAAUCUCCGUCGCCGUUGUGGGGGGGCAAGCGGCCCCCGUCGUGGAGUGGACGCCCCGUGUGGGUGGACCGGGUGGUGGCCACCAAGGUGAAGGUGCCGCACACGUUCGAGGUGCGCUCCUACACGCGCCCCACCGUCUGCCAGUCCUGCAAGCGGCUGCUCAAGGGCCUCUUUCGGCAGGGCGUACAAUGCAAAGAUUGCAAAUUCAACUGUCACAAGCGGUGUGCUGACAAAGUGCGCAACGACUGCCUUGGAGAUGGGGAAGGGAACGGAGAGCCGUCGAGUCCGGACGUGGUGAUGGAGGAGAGCGGUGACGACGACGGUAGUACAGGCGACGCGUCGGGCUCCUUCCCCGAGGAGGACAUGGACGAUUCCUCGCUCUCGUCCGUGCCCGCUGCGCGCUUCCUGAUCUCGGACGCCCACAUGGCCGACGUGGACGCAGACGGCGACGAAGACCUCAUGAAACCCAUUGCGCUGACCAUCAGCAACAACAUCCCGCUGAUGCGCGUCUCUCAGAAAUUCAAGCAAACCUCGUGGAAGAAUAGCGCGGUGCUCCAGGAAGGAUGGAUGGUUCACUUCACCGACAAGGACAACAUGAGGAAGAGGCACUUCUGGCGGCUGGAUUGCAAGUGCAUCACGCUCUUCCAGUCGGAAUCUGGCAGCAAGUACUACAAGAAAAUUCCACUCUCCGAGGUGCUGCAGAUAGAAGUGGCCCAGAGCUACGUGCCGCUCGGAACGCACAACACCCCGCACUGCUUCGAGCUGCACACGGCGAGCACCGUCUACUGCGUCGGCGAGAAGGACGCGCUCCCGGCCCCCGCCGCCAACGCCGCCGCCAACGCCGCAGCCGCCAACGCCGCCGCCAGCGCCGCAGCCGCCAAUGCCGCGCAGGGACCGGAGCAGGGGCAGAGCCGGGUGCAGUGGCAGGGGCUCGGCCAGAGCACCGGGCAGCCGCAGGCGGGGACGGGAGUCGGCGCGGAGGUGGCGCGCGCGUGGGAGAUGGCGAUCCGCCAGGCCCUCAUGCCCGUGACGUCGCAGGCCGGGGUGGCCGGCGCCGCCGGGCACAACCAGCGCAGCGAGAAGAAGAAGGAAGUUUGCAUCAGCUUCUCCAUGUCAAACUGUCAGAUACAGGAGAACGUGGACAUUGGCAGCAUCUAUCAGAUUUUCCCAGACGAGGUGCUGGGAUCGGGCCAAUUUGGCAUCGUGUACGGGGGUAAACACCGCAAGACGGGCCGCGACGUCGCAAUCAAGAUCAUCGACAAGCUUCGCUUCCCGACGAAGGAGGAGAGCCAGCUGAGGAACGAGGUGGCCAUCCUGCAGAGGCUGCACCACCCGGGCGUCGUGUACCUGCAGAGCAUGUUUGAGACGCUGGAGCGCGUCUUCGUGGUCAUGGAGAAGCUGCACGGAGACAUGCUCGAGAUGAUCCUGUCGAGCGAGCACGGCCGUCUGCCGGAGCGCAACACCAAGUUCCUCGUGUCGCAGAUCCUCAUUGCGCUGAAGCACCUGCACUCCAAGCACAUCGUCCACUGCGACCUGAAGCCGGAGAAUGUGCUGCUGGCUUCCCCUGAACCCUUCCCGCAAGUGAAGCUCUGCGACUUCGGCUUCGCGCGGAUCAUCGGCGAGAAGUCGUUCCGCCGCUCGGUGGUGGGCACGCCGGCCUACCUGGCGCCCGAGGUGCUGCGAAGCAAGCAGGGCUACAACCGCUCGCUCGACAUGUGGUCGGUGGGCGUCAUCGUCUACGUGAGCCUCAGCGGCACCUUCCCCUUCAACGAGGACGAGGAUAUCAACGAGCAGAUCCAGAACGCCGCCUUCAUGUACCCGGCCAACCCCUGGCGAGAGACGUCCGUUGACGCCAUCGACCUCAUCAACAACCUGCUGCAGGUGAAGAUGCGCAAGCGCUACAGCGUGGACAAGUCGCUCAGCCAUCCUUGGCUUCAGGAUUUCCACACGUGGCUGGACCUGCGCGAGCUCGAGACGAAAUACGGCGAGCGCUACCUGACGCACGGGAGUGAUGACGCGCGCUGGGAGCAGUACGCACGCGAGCGCCAGCUCGCCUACCCGCAGCACCUCAUCCCGGGGCCCAGCCAGGCCGACUCCGACCUCGACGACCCCGACCUCUCGGGCCUCAGCAGCAGGGUCACCGUGCUGUGAGGCGCCCUUCUCAAUGUUGGCCUGCCGACACGUACGCGGGCGGGCGGGCGGGCGGGCGGGCAAGCUGUGAUCGACCGACGGAUGGGUCGAUGGGCAGGGACGGACGAGACCGAUCAAUCGCCGGGUAGCGGAGGUCUUUUGCGGGUCGCGGACGCGACCGGUAAGGGCCUGGCUGCCUGCCGCCGAAAGGCCAAAGGAACCUUCGGCAGAAAACGAAGGAUGGCUGAAGACCUUGUGUGCGUGCGGUCCAGCGCUUCGGAGGGGGAGUGGGAGUUGGUGUGGUGUCCUGCAGAAUUGUCGUGGACAGUAGACUUGUGGGACUUACGUUCCUGCUGGGCUGGGUAGGUGGUCAAGAAGACAACAGUACCCAUCUGUGUGGACCUUGGGAGUGCCCAUCCCUUCGUCGAAUGCAAUGGUGGUUUUUUCCUCCGGGUGCUCCAUUUUUUUCUCUCCCGCAAUACCAAAACACUCCUUAAAAAACAAAAUAGGAAUGAGCCAUACAUCCUCUUAAGCUAGCGCCUCCUGAUAAUGCAGAGGCUUGAGACUCGGGUGACAAUGUGAAAUGAAAAUUGGGAGUGAGAACGCUCCUCUCUGCUGCAAGAGGUGGGGGGUGGGGCGGGGGCCGCGGUGCGUGUGCACAGUCAGUCCGCGUAGCGCACGCGCACUUAAUGUCUGACAUUACGGUCGCAGAUCCAUGCGGGUCGGAAGCUGAGUCUGCUGAAGUGUUCAUCGUCUUGUUGCUGAAAUGUGUCUUUGCUGUGGUUGCAUUUUGCGGAGUUUUUCAGCGCCGUCUUUUUUUCCCAAAGUGCCCCCCCUGCGUGAUUUGGGGGAACGGCAGAUGGGUUUUUUUUUGGGUGCGACGGAAAGAGGAGAGGAGGAGUCCACGUGACCCCGUUGUUUUAAGUCGUUCUUUCGUUCGGACUACCCGUUGCAUCCGACCGAUGUGGGGGGGGGGGGCGGGGAGAGAAAUCGUGACCGCAAAAUCGUUCGGGAGAGCCACAACAACUAGAGAGUGGGAAGGGGACCGAAGCUUGAACGGCAGCAUUCGGCGGACACCCAGCGAGUGUGCAGAGAAAACGGUGCCAAAUAAUGAAACAAAACUCUGCUACUGUGAAGUCACGACACACUCUGGGCCAAGGGGGGUCUGCAAGCCCCUGCGGGUUCCGGUAAGCCGCGUUGCGGCUCUCUUUGAAGGGACCUGCCUGCGUGACGUUAUUCAAACGCAUGGGCGGCUCUUAUGUUACCGAAUUCUGAAAAAGAAAAUCUCUUGUUGUUGUUGUUGUUUUGGUUUUCCGACCCCUGUGCUCGGCCAAGUUCUUGGUGAGGCUGACAACGACUCUCGUGGCUGGGCAUAGCUAACCGGGCUGGCACAACGAUCGGGCAGAGCAAGCUUCGGCCAUCGUCCGUCGUUGGCGUUGAGAGUCGUGACGGAGCAGUGAAGGGCUCUGUGAACCACGCGUAUUCUCAUGCUAUUUGUUGAUGCAGUGUAUCUGUUACAGGUUUCACGCCAUGUUUUUUUUUAAAUAUAUUUUCCAAUUUGUAAAAAAUAGAAAUACCCAACAUCUUCUGAUAUGUAGUUCUUAACUCAUGCACUUGAACUUUUCCCCGAUUUCUUUGUUGUUUAACUGUAAAAGUUUAGCUGUGCGCGCGUGUGUAGUGGGAGACUGCGGCUGUUCUGUUGCGAAAGCAAUUAACUGUAAAUGAAUUAAUUUAAGAUGCACUCUUUAUUUUCACUUAAACUAACGGCUUAAUGAGCACAAACCUUUGAUCUUAACACAAUGCGCGCAUAUAUAUAAUACUCCUUAAUUACUUUCUUUACUUUAAACUAUUUGAUAGCUUAACAAACUCUGCAUUUGGCUACUGUUUUGCCAAGCUGCGUCUUGUACAAAAUAAAAAAGGGACUUUGGGGACAAGUGGCAACACGUGCCUUUUAAUUUUUUAGAAAAAUACUUUCUACAUUCCACCAUGCGAUGCGGCCUUUUUAGUAGCGUGAAGCCGGUGUGAAACAGCGCCGGUUAAACACCUGCCCCCCCCCCCGUGAGCGAUGUGGUUUCUCACCGGUAACUAAUUGCUCGCGAUCGAUCCCCGUGUUAAGUUAACAAAAUUGACGGUAACGACGAUGAUGUCGACGGCCGAUCACGACGAUGGCGGCGGCUACGACGCCGCUCGCCAAAGCGUGGACGGACGGUGACGCCAUCGGCAGAGUCUCAACGAGGACUCGGGCCGAGAUACUUUAGUGACGAUAUCAAGAGACGGCGGUGCGUUGACCAAACCUGCUAAUUGGAUAUAUGUAUAGGAAAAGAUGUUAUCAAGUUUAAUUAUCUAGUGUGUGACUGUGUUCAUCCAGAACAGGCCGUAUAACGACGUAACGCCCCGAUCGACAAUCACGAGGGAGACGUCGCAGCGAUGAUACACUACUCCGCGGUUACCUGGCUUCAUCGCCUGAAUGUGAAAUUCUAGUCGUUGCUCUGCAUCUACGUCAGCUGUAUGAAAGAGGAAGAAGAGACUGCAAAUGCAUUGACCAAAGCUGGUAAAUUGGUUAUAUAUUUAUAGUAAAAGAUGUAUCAAGUUCGCCGAUUGGCUGAUCCGAUUAUUUUGAGGAGGGGAGGGUGGGGGGGUGGAAUUUGCACGCCCCUCAUAGCAACGUUUCUAAAGUCAGAGCGUGCGACUCUUCGACUGCUUGCCUGCUCUAGUGGACCAGACUAAGAGAAUGACUCGGACGAAAUCCGCAAACUUUUCAGUCUCCACCUAAAAUUCCACAGGGCGUCACCGACGAGUCCAUCGCUAAAACACAAAUUGUCCACCCAAGUUACCAAUGGAUCGAUCCUCACCUCCGAAAAUUUGCGACGGUUCACCAAAGAAGCCAAACUUGUUGAGGUGGGGGGGGGAAGGAAUGUGCUGCUCACAGAAAAAAAUCCCAGCACCGCCCGGCAUGAGAUCGCAACACUCCAUGCCGGUGACCUUGCCGAGUUAUGAAUAUCCGACGUUAUUGAUCUAUAGCUACGAACCAAAAAAAAUCUUUUUCCUUAAUAUGCAAAACGGAGGGAUAUUUUUUUUUUAGUUUUGCUUUAACUUUUCAAAAGAUAUGCUUCGUAUUGCAGCAACAAGAAACAGAAUUUUGAACCAGUUUAUAGAGAUGUGCCAAAUACUUGUUUCGGGUUCAAUGCGCGAACAAAAUUGGGGCCAGCCUUAGCCACAACUAAAUGACCUUUUAAGAAAACACGGGCUGCGGGUGGUUAACGCGUUCCUCGUGGUUGCUGGUCGGUAAAAAUGCGAACAAUGCUCUCGGAAUCCACCUGGGGGCAAUGAAGCCUCACGGAUUUGCUGCUCUAUGCCUGGCGCGUUUGUUCGGGCUGCACAGCGCGUGUUGUUCGGCAUGGCGUCCCACGUGCUGGAAGCGGAACGUCGUACACCGUGCCGAACAGCAUUGCUGUAUAACCCGCUAACAGAUUCGGAGGGCUAUACAGCAAAGACAAAAGAUCGCCCACCCCCCCCACCCCCCCCCCCCCUCGUUUAGGGCGAAAAGUGCUUUUGGCGAGGACUUGUGAAGGCUGGCACGAUGCACGAGGGGGUGGGUAGCCAAAACCACGCCCGACCGCCUUUGUCUCCCUAGUUUCGAUGUUUUACACACCGCACCAGGCACUCAUUUGAGGCUGAGUCGACCUAGUGUGGGGCCCAGGACCGGUUCAAAUAAUCAGAUGUUGGGCUUGAGCGGGAAUCGAACUCUGGUCGCCGUGUUCGUAAGCGCUAACCCGCCUUACAGCGCAACCACUUAAACCUUACGCAAUGGUAUUUGUGGAUUGCGUCUUUAAGUUUUUUGUUACUUUUACAAACGUUGCAGGGACCAAAGGUCUCCAAAGCACCGUGUAUUCACCGCCCGGCAUGGCCGGCUCUUGUUGUUAAUUUGUCGCGCGGCGCUGUGGAGGGGGGGAGGCUUUUGGUUUCGCCGCGUCGAGAUUGGUGAACUGCCAAACUUGCCAAUCGUGAGGUGGACAGGAGAUGGAAGUGCAUCAAGUGGAAUUUGUGAAACCCUCUCUGUGUGUACUCGUUUAGGCUUUUUUUUUAAAGAUACGUGAAUGAUAAAUCGUGUCGUGCACAUUGCACGCGUCUGAUGUUUGGUAAACAAUGAAUGGCCGCGUUAUGGUUGGUCGGCUGGACUGGAAUUUGAGAAGCCAUGCGAUAAUGUGAUUGUUUACCCUCUCAAUCAAACCACAACCAUGACAUUACAAAGCCUGACAUUUAUCGGUUAAAUGAGAAGCAAUAUUAAAAAUGUUUUGUUUGUUACCACCCCGACUUUACACACGAGCAUCGUCUGGUUAAGGCAGGAGAUUAUUUUUUUAUUUAUAUUUGUUUAAACACCAAAAAUACAUAGAGACGCCGAGACCGUGGGUACACAUCGUCUCGGUGAUCGGCGAACCCGAGCGGAAUCAUCGCGUGCUCCCUAGCCGUGAAACUAAAGAUCGAGCUCGAGAUAGACGGGAGAAAGGAAGGGGGGAGGGGUAGGAGAAUGUUAGUGGGUUGGGGGGGGGUGGGGGUGGAAGUGUUGGAAAAGCGUUGUGGGCGUAACAUUUCUGAUGUUGGGGCAGGAUUAACCGGGGGGAGUUAUUCGCGCGCGGCGUCGUAAGCAGCUCGUUCUGAUGUCCCUCUAGCGCCGCGUGUUGAGGAAGCCGUCGGUCACCCCACGGCAAGAGCAAUGCUGCCCGGAGUGAUCGUGCCAGCGUGGUGCUCUCGAUUACUGCCCAUCGGCCCACCGCCAAGUUGCCUUUUUUUUGCCAAAUGUCAAGUCGGCUGCUUCAAGGCACCCGCGCUUACCUGGGAGCUUUGUUGACACACGUGUACAUCUAUUUAUGCAAUACUGCGUUUUGGGAAUACAUGGCAGGAUGAUGUUCCGUGGUUAAUUUUUUAAAAAAAGAAAAUUAGAAUUGUACCUAUAAGCUCUUUAAUACCUGUGCAAUCUACGUGUAUAAACCAUUGCCAAAAACGACCGUCCAUUUUGUUUGUUUGUUUGUUUGUUCCACCUGCAUUUUAUUUAGAGUUGUGUUAGUGUAAAAUUGUGAGAGUAGUCUUGUCGAUUGUUGUAAUAAAGUUGAUGGAAUGUGAAUCGUGGU